Molecule: messenger RNA, 778 nt
Organism: Macrobrachium nipponense
Lineage: Eukaryota; Metazoa; Arthropoda; Malacostraca; Decapoda; Palaemonidae
Exons: 3
Coding region: 155-745 (196 amino acids)
Source: RefSeq, a predicted model, not a curated record
CACGUCGCAGACGGACCUCCGGUCCGAUCGUUCGAGUCAUGUUGUAACCAGGAUAGUAGAGUGGGUGUGACCAUUGAUAUAUUGCGCACUUUUUUUGUGAACCUCGCUUCUCAUUCUUUCUUACCGGUAUAUACUGCAUAUUUUACAAAGCAGUAUGUUUUCUGGGCAACGCAAUGCUGCAUUGGAGACUCAGGAACGUGUAACAUGGGUAGCCCCUGACAACGCUGAAUCAAGUGAUAUCGACGUGAGCCCUUUGGACAUUGACAGUGAUGAUGACGACCCUACCUACGUUCCUGACGAAGGCCUUACUCAGGACGGUGCCUUUGACCUUCCUAACUCUAGAGAUCGCAAGGUCAAUGUUGUCCCUCAAGCGAUGCCUAUGGAAGAGGAACCUGAGCCUAACCCUAAGAGGUCUCGUGCUGAUGAAUGGAAGAAGGAAAACAUUGAUAUCCAUGCCCUGCCCGACUACAUUCAUCAGAAGCAUGGUGCCAGGAAUUCUCUUGGCACCAGAGAUUUUGCUUUGCCAAGAAGGGGCCACCAGGCAGUUUUGCAAAAUAUUGAGACACGCCAGAAUGCCACUGCCCUACACAUGCCAAAGCGUGUCACCAUGAGGCAGACCUGCAAGUUCUGUUCUGGUGCAGGCCACAUCCACAGUUCCCGCUGGAUGUGUGAGGAUUGCAAUGUUGCCCUUUGCCUUACUGAAGAAAGGAAUUGUUUUGCUUUGUUCCAUAAGAUUUCUAAGUAAGUUGUUUGUUAUGAUAGUUGUUUAUAGUGUUUU